AUGCAUCAAUUUACGUUGAUCGGCACAGCGCUCAGUUUAUUACGUUUAUGCGCUGCUAUAACUAUUCAGAAGCCUUCAAGAGAUUCACUUUGGUUUUCUCAAAGUGCAGAGGCUUUGGAUUGGUCUGUUCUUGAUACAGAUCCAUCGGAAGCGCAUGUUUACGUUGUCAACGAAGAAGUGCAUCCUGCUAUAAAUCAGUAUGCAAUGACUAUCGACACGUCUAAGAAGGGUGCAACUCUCCCACCUCUUGAGCUUACGCCUGGCUCGGGAUAUCGAGUCAACCUUGUGUCUCCUGUCGAUGGUUAUGUCGUUUAUGCUCAAUCGGAUAUUUUUACUGUGAUGGAUAAGAAAGGAAUAAAGAGUCCUCUUGACGAUAAUAUCUUGCGUGCCAAUGUACUUUCACAAUUAAGUACGAAUACCUCGAAUACGGGCAACUGGACCAUGGCUCCUGCUCCCGGUCCAUCAUCGACUGGUUCCUUUUUCACCGGUAGGAGCAGCAGCUCUCAUUUCAACACCAGCUCUUCUGUUGUUUAUAGUACCAGUCCUUCCGUUGCAGUUACCACUUCUCCCAAAAGUACUGUUAUAACCGGUCCUUAUUACACCAAUUCAUCUUCUCCCUCAUCAUUCACAUCCACUCCUGUUUUUACCAACUCGACUUCUACCGGAGUUCUAUCCUCUCCUGCAAGCAAAGCCGUGGCUGCCAAUGCUUCCACGAGUGUCACCUCCCCAGUGGUUACUUCUCACUUGAAUGUUACAUCUACACCUAGUUCUAAUAGCUCUGUGCCCUCCGUCACCAACAGCCUUGUUGCAUCAAAUUCUUCCAUCACCGCCACACCUUCUUCUGUGAGCUACAAUGCUGUUCCUUCUUUCACAAACUCCUCCGUAGUGACGGGUUCUUCUUUGGCUUCUAACGGCUCAAUUGCUCUCACAGGUGAAACUAGCCGAGCCACUGGUACUGCUUGCCCUGCCGCGGUUACUGUAACCGUAACCACUCCUAGUUACAUUCCUAUAUCUUCUACUCCUAGCACGAGUUUACCUCCUGCUGUUUCUAAACCCUCUGAUGCUUCUUAUUCCGAUCCUAGCGAGACUUCAUCAUUUGCAAGCGAAAGUGCAGCAGCACCUUCCUCUAGUCAAUCGUUGCAUACGUCGGUUGCAUCAUUUUCUAAAUCGGCAGCUUCUUCAUCUGGCAACAGUGCAUCCCAGAAUGUUCCUAGUGCUGCCUCCAGCACAGUGAGCAUCAGCUAUGCUUCUCUCCUUUUCAUCUUGACAUCAUUGAUUGUCCUUUUGUAA
Molecule: messenger RNA, 1290 nt
Organism: Schizosaccharomyces osmophilus
Lineage: Eukaryota; Fungi; Ascomycota; Schizosaccharomycetes; Schizosaccharomycetales; Schizosaccharomycetaceae
Product: SPOG_02626-like, conserved protein
Exons: 1
Coding region: 1-1290 (429 amino acids)
Source: RefSeq, a predicted model, not a curated record